Linum trigynum is the source of this 306-nucleotide messenger RNA. Lineage: Eukaryota; Viridiplantae; Streptophyta; Magnoliopsida; Malpighiales; Linaceae. The record is from the annotation of a GenBank genome assembly.
AUGGUAGCGGAUCCGAGGCAGUUGGAGAAUAGGUCACUGGAGGAUGACAUGCGAGCACUACUAGGCUUAGAUCGUGACGAUUUGGACCACGGGGCGCAGGUUGGAGAGGUCUCUAGAGAGUCUAAGUGGUACAGAGGGUUUGGUUUUUUGGGUGUGGCAGCUUUGACUCAUUUGCAGGAGUUUGGUCCGCCAGCUAGAGAGACUCAGUGUUACCUUCUUUUGCUGCUUGGGUCCACACUGUUCGUAGAUAAGAACAUCUUGGUAUUGCCUCCCAGGCGGAGGCUAAGGGAGUGGCGUGUUGUCUGA